CGUAUUUAUGUACACAGACGUAUGCAUGUGAAGUAUUGCUUAAUUCCUUCCUGAUGCACCAAAUUCGAUGGUGAGCUAUAAAUAAAAUAUAUACUCACAUUUGCAUCCAGACAACAUAUAAAUAUUGCUGUUCAUUUGUCCAUCCACAUAACUGAAAAUCAAGGACAAGUUUAAACCGGGCUUAACUUUUUUCUCUUAUCAACCAUUGGAGGAAUAUCUUUUUGACCAGCUAGAGUGAAGCUGAAUAUAGUUUUGGACGCAGAAAACACUGACGCAAAGUUCGAAGAGCUAGUUAUUAAAAAUUAAAAUCGACAAAGUGCCUGAAGAAUCUGUUUUAAAUCCUAAAGAAGCGAUAUUUCUGCCGAUGGAACUUUCUGGUGUACUCCUCCGAUUUAACAUCCUCAUUGUUGCUGUCCUCAUACUUGGCGAUAGUAACUCCGUUGACGCGAGGUCCCUGGGUCGGCGACGUGCUCACGAGCCGGACAAGUCCCUUUGGUGGUACUGGCCCUGCCAUGGCACAGCGCCUGUAGCCGGAGGCCCGGAACUUCCGAAGGUCCACCGAGAGUUGCACCUUCUUCGCGAUGAAGUAAUCGAACAUUCCAAGCAGACACGGGCACACGCUCUUGAACUGCAGAAAAUGAUUAAAUCCGAGCAUUUCUCUUGGUAUUCGAACGAAACAAUCACCUAUUUUGCUCAAAAUGCUGUUCCCGAAAGUCUUAUGAAGUGUAACCACCUAGCCGCAAUGGACGUGUAUACGAGUCUCCAAAAGUGGGGAGAGACCAGCCUCGAUGCAUACAAAACAUAUCAGCUUCCCUUGUUGAGCGAAGCGUACGAUUGCCUCAGCAGUUAUGCCAUUCACGUCCAUCACAUGGAUAAGACGUUUUCAGCAGAUCCAUUAAUGCCCCUCAGCGAAAAAUUGAAAGAGAAAUCGGUGACAUCCAAGCACAUUUUGAAACAAACACUCGAGAUCCUGUGCAAUCUAAAAGAGUUCAUCUAUGGUACCAGUGCCGAGAGACAGCUUCGCUGGGAACUGCUCACUUUCCCCCGGGGUGAUUUCAAAGGACAGGCAGAUAUUUCGAUACCUGAAGGAAAGACAGAGAGAUAUCUGAUGGAAUGGAAAGUGAUAAGUUUGCUUGAAAAGUACAUGUUGGGGCUAAGUAAGGGGGGUGUUUAGGUUUCAAACAACAAAUUUAGAGCACUUUAAGGUGGGGACUGAGGCGGAUCCUAAUUAAUGUCAUGCUUCUACAUGUAAGGCGACAUCAAUUUUUAGUCAAAUUGGUUUUAAGGUAAUUAAGUCACUAAACUCUUGUGCUGUGGAGGAUCUGCAGUUAAGUGAGGAAAAAGAGAGAGGGGGAUAGAAAAAAGAAAGUGGAUUUUCCCGUGGCUCUUCCGGGUCUCUUUUUAUUGUUAAUGGUUGGUGAUGAAACAUAAGACUCUGUUCUGGUGAUGAAAUUCUAGACAAAUUUUUAACAAAUUUUGUUUCACAAUACUCUAGUCAACUGUGUACUUGAAUAUCAAGAUAUUUAUCCGUUGUUGUGUUUGCGAGACUUGUGUCAUGGAAGUAGGUUGCAGACCUACUGAAUACUUUUUCAGUAUUAAUUUUAUUUCUAUUAUUUUUUAUUUGUAUUAUUUCUGUUUUUUAUCAUUGUGAGAUUAUUGUCAUUUUGUUGCAAUCAUUUAAAAACGGGUAUUAACCUUACGUAUUGUUUUAAUGUACUUUUUCUUUUAUAAUUUUCCUGUGGGUGAAAGUUUGUGAGAUACAGAACUAAAAAAUUCAAUAACAUAUCAAGUCAAAUAUUAACCGAUGUCCAGCAAAAACGUUUUUGAUAAAAAAAGAUCCAAUUUAAAAGUCAAAAGUAUAAGCAUCUUCAAAGGCGAAUUCGUGUUGUAUGACUCUGGGCCGCAAGAUUUGUGAUUGAAUUUUUUUUUCAAAUUUAAAUCACUGGUAUCCGUUUAGUGUAGUUUCAAAGUUAUUAACAGCAUUGGUGAAAGAUAUAAUUACAAAAGAGAUGUAUUACAAAUACAUAUAAAAGUGUAGAAACAUUUUAAACGUAUUUUAUCUUAAUUAAUCUAAGUAUACAUUACAAUGACAAAUCUUUAUUUAUUGUACACUGUUGUCAGUGAUGUUGUAUAUUGGUGCAUGUUUCGAAAAAAUUAAUUUAUUGGGGGAAAUAUCUCUCCUUUCAAUCUUUAAAAAUAUUUUCUGGUGUCAAGGGUCUUCUUUUCUGUUAAAGGCAACUGCAACUGUGAAAUAACAUGAAACGCUUUCAAAUAUGGCUAUGGCUCUAUCUGGACACACUAGUUCAAAUGCACAAGUUGGUGUUCAGCUGAGCAUAUUAAAUUUACUAACUGUAAACUUGAUGUAUAAAACUGACCUGCACCGUAAGCUGACGCAUAGGACAGUGCUUACACAGCAGGAUAUGUAAUUUUUGAAAUGACAGGUUAAUCCCCUAUGGAACUAUCGUUCAUUGAUCAAGGUAUCCUCAUUGCACAAACAUAAUCCAGUGUAUCCGCCCACUCCCACUUCUACCAUUAUACUAUAUGAAUGAAAUAAAUCUGUCUGACUUUCCUUGUGCUUCAUGCCUUACACACCAUGCAUGCUUGUUCUUUCCAGAUCAUGCACACAUUCUAUUUACUUAUAUUAAUUUUCCCCAGGGAGUGCCGCGACUCUACCCUCCACCGUCGUAUUGUAUGCCCAAAAGAAUUUCCAUUUUAAACCGUCCGUCUCUUGCACUCGUUAAAAUCCCGUUUAUUUACCCGUUUUUUUCCCCAAAAAUGCAUUAAAAACACUGAUCUGGACAUAGUGGUAACAUAAAUCGAUAAUGAUACUUGAAACAUUCAAGUAGAUUAGUUAAGGUAAGAAGAAAUACGAUACUUCCGUUAUGCCAAAACACAUGUAUCCGCCUACUUGAAAUUUCAAUA
Messenger RNA from Lingula anatina, 2922 nucleotides. RefSeq lists its product as uncharacterized. NCBI's taxonomy places the organism in Eukaryota, Metazoa, Brachiopoda, Lingulata, Lingulida, Lingulidae. The record is from RefSeq and is a predicted model, not a curated record.